AUGGGAGUAGGCGACACUUCGAUCCGCUCGAGCGAGCGUCCUGAGACUGGCAGCGUCAACAUACCAGUUGGUGUAUUCCCGACGUCGUCGAAGAGUGAAUCCGUCGAUGCACACAAAGUAGCGAACGACAUAGUUACACGAUUCAACAAUGCACUUGGGAAGCAAGAUCAUGCGGCCAUCGCAAACCUCUUUUCCAAAGACAAUAGCUACUGGAGAGACCAUCUGGCAUUGACUUGGGAUCUUAGAACUGCGAAGGGUAUUGCCGACAUCAAGAAGUACCUGGACUCUAGCAAGGUGCGACUGGAAAAGAUUGAGGUAAAUCAGAGUUCAGACUAUCGGGCGCCGAAGUUUGGAGCAAUCGACGUUUUGGGCGAUGUUAAUGGCAUAAACUUCUUCGUAACCUUUGAAACAAGCGUUGGGCGUGGCGAGGGUGUCAUGAAUCUGGCGGAAGACAACGGGCAAUGGAAGGUGUUUACCUUUUACACAUUGCUGAAGGAGCUCAAGGGUUAUGAAGAGCCGCUAGGGCACCGACGGACGAAGGGGGUUAAACAUGGCGGAGACCCUGCCAGGAAGACCUGGAAGGAGACACGAGAUGCAGAGAAAGAAGACAUCGACCCGAAAGUGUUGAUUCUAGGUGCUGGACAGGGCGGGCUGACGGUCGCUGCGCGCCUGAAGAUGCUCAAUAUUCCCGCACUCAUGGUGGAUCAGAACGAAAGAGUUGGCGACAACUGGCGCAAGCGGUACCGGCAACUCGUACUGCACGAUCCGGUGUGGUACGACCAUAUGCCCUACGUGCCCUUCCCAGCACAUUGGCCUGUCUUUACGCCCAAGGAUAAGCUAGCUGAGUUCUUUGAAGCUUAUGUGAACCUGCUCGAACUCAACGUAUGGACUUCUACUAGCCUGCGGUCAACGUCGUGGGAUGAGAGUAAGAAGCAUUGGACCGUUACUGUCGAACGUCGGAAACUUGACGGAACCACUCAAACACGCACAUUGCACCCAAAACACAUCGUGCAAGCAACUGGUCAUUCGGGCGAGAAGAAUUUCCCCCAGAUCAAAGGCAUGCAAGGCUUCAAAGGCGACCGCCUAUGCCACAGCUCCGAGCACCCAGGCGCGAACCCAGAGUCCAAAGGCAAGAAGGCCGUUGUUGUGGGAUGCUGUAAUUCCGGUCACGACAUUGCGCAAGACUUCUUCGAGAAAGGGUACGACAUUACCAUUGUGCAGCGCAGUACAACAUGCGUUGUCUCCUCCGAAGCCAUUACCGACAUUGGCAACAAGGGUUUGUACGAUCAAGACGCGCCGCCCGUUGACGAUGCCGACCUUACUUUCUGGGGCUUGCCAAGCGAGCUUCUGAAGGCACAGCAGAUAAAAGUCACCAAGAUUCAAGCUGAUCAUGACAAGAAGAUCCACGACGGUCUUCGCGCAGCUGGCUUCGGUCUUGACAGUGGGCCGAUGGAUUCAGGCCUUCUCAUCAAGUACUUCCAGCGCGGUGGCGGCUACUAUAUCGAUGUCGGAGCGUCCCAGCUUAUCAUCGAUGGAAAAAUCAAGGUCAAGCAGGGCCAGGAGAUUGCACAGAUUCUGCCAAAUGGUAUCGAGUUUGCGGAUGGUGAUAAGCUAGAGGCCGAUGAGAUCGUGUUUGCGACUGGAUACCAAAACAUGCGCACGCAGGCACGUAAGAUCUUCGGAGACGAGGUAGCAGACCGUGUCAGCGACGUAUGGGGAUUUAAUAACGAAGGCGAAUUCAGAACCAUGUGGCAGAAGAGCGGUCAUCCUGGCUUGUGGUUUAUGGGUGGAAAUUUGGCUCUGUCGAGAUUUUACAGUAGGAUAUUGGCAUUGCAGAUCAAAGCUGUAGAAGAAGGUAUGAUAGAAGAUGGCGAAGGCACGAAGGCGAGGCUGUAG
Molecule: messenger RNA, 1896 nt
Organism: Alternaria atra
Lineage: Eukaryota; Fungi; Ascomycota; Dothideomycetes; Pleosporales; Pleosporaceae
Exons: 1
Coding region: 1-1896 (631 amino acids)
Molecular function (GO): flavin adenine dinucleotide binding; monooxygenase activity
Source: RefSeq, a predicted model, not a curated record